This is a messenger RNA of Laccaria bicolor S238N-H82, 159 nucleotides long. RefSeq lists its product as uncharacterized. The coding region runs from base 1 to 159 and encodes 52 amino acids. Lineage: Eukaryota; Fungi; Basidiomycota; Agaricomycetes; Agaricales; Hydnangiaceae. The record is from RefSeq and is a predicted model, not a curated record. The transcript is spliced from 3 exons.
AUGGACACGAUAGUGCCCAUGACAUGCACCAUGUCAUGGGCGCUGGGUAUCAGAAACGUGUCAAAAAAUACUCUGCAUACCCAGGACAACCAACAUGAGGUGACAGCACCCAUGCCACGUACACGUGGAAUUGGAAACAGUAUGGCACCAUGGCGUUAG